Messenger RNA from Biomphalaria glabrata, 5679 nucleotides. Its product is annotated as kidney mitochondrial carrier protein 1-like. Gene Ontology annotation, biological process: transmembrane transport. The record is from RefSeq and is a predicted model, not a curated record. The transcript has 12 exons. The coding region runs from base 306 to 1373 and encodes 355 amino acids. Lineage: Eukaryota; Metazoa; Mollusca; Gastropoda; Planorbidae.
CAACUUUUUGUCUAAAAGUAACCCCCCUGGGUCAAAAUAACGUGUCACUGGGUCAAAAAUCGUCAGACCUUGUCCUGCUUUUCCCUGCCGUACGAUAUUUAUUAAACACAACGUCCCAAGCUGAGACCUGGAUUUUAUCACUCCAAACGGGAGACUACUUUAAGGUGUGCAGAUCACUAGACUAAAUCUGCAGUCUUUGAUUACUGCAUCACCUCGCCCCACUUUUUGGACUGCACUGGCUGAUUGCAACAAAAGGUUACAGUCAAGCUUUAUCACCCCAGGGAUACGCCGCUGACCUUUCGGACAUGGAGAUUGGAUCCCAGAUGGCCGAGGAGGAGGAGCUGGUCCACCCUUCUCACGCAGACCAUGCAGCGCCAAGCUCUAUAAAAAACUUAUCAAGUAAAGACACUACUCUCUCUGAUCCAGAUACUCCUGAGACUAAACCAAAGACAUUUACAAACGGAAUGAAUGACUGGAGGCCCUUCGUCUAUGGUGGUCUGGCCUCCAUAGCAGCAGAAUGUGGAACUUUUCCGAUUGAUACAACCAAGACCAGGUUGCAGAUUCAAGGUCAGGUGAUGGAUGCUCAACUGCGUGACUUAAAGUAUCGAGGAAUGUUUCAUGCCUUUGUCCGGAUAGUUAGAGAGGAGGGCCCCCUGGCUUUGUAUUCAGGAUUGGCACCAGCUUUACUGAGACAGGCAACUUAUGGAACUAUCAAGAUUGGGGUGUACCAUUCACUUAAAAGAACACUUGUAACCGAUCCAGCAGAGGAAACUUUAGCCAUCAAUGUAUUGUGUGGUGUUGUUGCUGGUAUGACCUCAAGCUCCAUAGCCAAUCCAACUGAUGUUUUGAAGGUGAGAAUGCAGGCUCGUGGCAACAAGUCGUCUGGGUACGACAACAUUGUGUGUUCGUUUAUCAAGAUUUACAAACAAGAAGGGCUUGCAGGAUUGUGGAGAGGUGUCGGCCCCACAGCCCAGAGAGCUGCCAUUGUUGCUGGCGUUGAACUACCAGUUUAUGAUGCUGUCAAGAAACAUAUCAUUUCUACUGGCUAUCUUGGAGACUCUAAAGGAACACAUUUUCUGGCAAGUUUUUUGGCAGGUUUUGCUGGUGCCUUGGCUUCCAACCCGAUUGAUGUUUGUAAGACUCGAAUGAUGAAUCAGAGUGUCAACAUUGUGACGGCAGUCCCAGCUGGGGGAGUGUCAAUAUCUCCUGCCAAGACUGCUAUCUACACCUCCACCUUGGAUUGUAUAGUCAGAACUGUGAAAACGGAAGGAGUUACUGCCCUGUACAAAGGCUUCAUUCCCAACUGGUUGAGACUUGGUCCUUGGAAUAUUAUUUUCUUUAUGACUUAUGAACAAUUGAAGCAUCUAUACUGAUUGUUCACAAUCUUUGUGUGAAUAGAAUCUUUGGAGAUCUUAUUGUAGUCAGACAAUCUUCUUGUGAAUAGAAUCAUUGGAGAUCUCACUUCACUCAGACCCUGAAUUGUGUCAAUGACUUAACUAAACAAGAGGUUUUGAAGAAUCUCAUCAUAUCAGACGUUCAGUGUUUAGAGGAGCUGAUGGGUUUAAUAAUCUCAACCGAUGUAAAUAUUCAUGUAAAUAUUUCUAUGUAAAGAAAUAUAUUUGGGAAACAACUUUGCAAUGAGCCAAGUUCAACACAGUGGGAAGAAAUUUAUUAGAUGUAAAUACAGAAUAUAGUUGUUUUUUUUUUGUUUUUUUUUUCAUUUUUUUAAAUUGUUGAUCAUUCAACUGUAUGCAUGGCUUGUGUGUAUAUUUCUGGACUCUUUCUCGUGUCUUUCAUAUCAUCUGGCUAAGAGUCCAGAAGUUGUAAAGUAAAAAAAGAAAAAUUAUUAUUUUUUUCGUUUUAUUUAAGACAAAGAGAUUUAGUUAAUAUUUUUUAGAAUUGUUCAUUUUAUUAAUCUACGACAUUGCACUCAUCCUGAAUUUUCAGAAAUUUUAUUUUUUUACUUGACAGAAAGGCCCACAAAGCUUUUUGUUUUUGUGGAUGUUACCAAAAAAUAUUUCACUAGACUGCAUAGUCCAUGUAAAGAAAACAACAACAACAAAAGAACAUGUAAAAGAAGAUGGAUGUAUUUUGUUGUUACUUUAUUACAAAUUUUGUUUAAAGUGCAAUGUCCAUCCUAUUGUAGUCACCCAAACUUUUGAUGUUUUGUAUUCUUUCAAAAAGGCUCUAUUUGCAGGUGUAUUCCUUCAAAAAGGCUCUAUUUGCAGGUGUAUUCCUUCAAAAAGGCUCUAUUUGCAGGUGUAUUCCUUCAAAAAGGCUCUAUUUGCAGGUGUACUCCUUCAAAAAUGCUCUAUUUGCAGGUGUAUUCCUUCAAAAAAGCUCUAUUUGCAGGUGUAUUCCUUCAAAAAGGCUCUAUUUGCAGGUGUACUCCUUCAAAAAUGCUCUAUUUGCAGGUGUAUUCCUUCAAAAAUGCUCUAUUUGCAGGUGUAUUCCUUCAAAAAGGCUCUAUUUGCUGGUGUAUUCCUUCAAAAAGGCUCUAUUUGCAGGUGUAUUCCUUCAAAAAGGCUCUAUUUGCAGGUGUAUUCCUUCAAAAAUGCUCUAUUUGCAGGUGUAUUCCUUCAAAAAGGCUCUAUUUGCUGGUGUAUUCCUUCAAAAAGGCUCUAUUUGCAGGUGUAUUCCUUCAAAAAGGCUCUAUUUGCAGGUGUAUUCCUUCAAAAAGGCUCUAUUUGCAGGUGUAUUCCUUCAAAAAGGCUCUAUUUGCAGGUGUAUUCCUUCAAAAAGGCUCUAUUUCCAGGUGUAUUCCUGCAAAAAGGCUCUAUUUGCAGGUGUAUUCCUUCAAAAAGGCUCUAUUUGCAGAUGAAGAAAUAUUUGUUUUUUUAGCACUUAUAUUGAAGUGUUUGUUUUAGUCUACGACAAUGCACUCAUCCUGAAUUUUCAGACAUUGAAAUCAUUGUCGUUAUGAUGAUGAAUAGUGUACGAAAGUAGGAAGACAAUUUCUAAUUCACCGAAUCCAUGGUUGAACAAACAAACAUGUGCCCUAAUAAUACCAGUAAAAAAAAAUUAUCUUCUAAAAUCUGCCAAUCAUCUCUUCGUGCAUCUCAAUUGAACAUGUUAGCUUGAAAAUGUGUUAGGCUGAAAACAAACAAUAAUUUCAAAGACGUUUAAGAUUAUUUGCUGUGUGUGUAGGCUGAAUGAUGAAUGAAUGAGUUGAGCUCUAUUUCCCAAGACCUGUACCCAGACAUAAACACUUGGAAAGUGGACGUCGUCCAGUAUUUAAGUUUUCCAUCCAUUGUUAAAAGAGAUACUAAACACCUUUGUUCAUAUACUGUAACAGUCUAUUAAAAUCUUCUAUGAAGGUUGCUUCUGUUUUACAUGUAAAUAAACUCGUGGCUGAGGUGUGUAAAUAGACUUGAGGCUCUCUUGAGGUGUCAGAGUUUCAAUCUUUAUUUUGGUUGUACAUUUCAUUUCCAUAAUUUAUUUGGUUCCUUUUGAGAUUUUCUGUCCAGUGUCACUGAUGCACUCGUUCGACAUCUGAGGACAUGGGAGGUUUUCAUUAAAGGGAGGCUAAUCCAUAAAUUGCAAGUUUUGUUUUGGUUAUGCAGUGCAAAUAACAUGGAAGUAUAGGCAAUGAUAUCUCUGCAAUGGAGAACAAACAUUUGAUUGAGCAUUUCAGAAUGUAAACAGAUUUAACCAUUUACUAUGGCAGUCUUGAACCAUAUUAUAAAGCUAUAACGGUUGAUAUGUUUUGUAUUGAAGCACUAUUACCUGGGAGAAUGUGUAGAAAAUGUUUAUCUAAAACAUAUUAACAAUUUUAGUCAAUUUAUUUGACCAGGGUCUUUGAAAUAUUUUUCAAUUGGAUUAUUCCCCCUGUAUGAAUACUUUUUUUUACCAUACGCUAUUUUUUGACUAAAGCACAAAAUGAGUUUAUUUAUGUCAUUGCUUUAUGAACAUUUUCUUCUAAGGAAUCAAGUUUCUAGCCUCAUUGUUUAGUUUAGUUUAACAUUCAUUCAUUUAUUUUAUUUCAAAUGGCAGUUGGUGGCAUGGCAACUGAUACAAUUUUUAGAAUAGUCCUUACUCAGCAGACAUUCAUAUCAAAUUUAUUAUAGAGGACAUCUUUUUUUAAAUAUUUUAUACGAAGCUUACAUUAACUCCCUUUAGCUGUCUGGUACACAUUUUGUACACCUUAUUUCUCCCCCUUCCCAAUCUUAGAUCCAAGUGAAAACUUUGCAAAAUUAUUCAUUGUCAGUAACAAAUCCAAAAACCAAUCUAAAAAAAUUAACCAAUUAGUUAAUUAUUUUUGUUUUACAUAGAAAAGGGAGAGAAAUUUUGCAGUAUCAAGAACUAUGGGAGUUAUUGUAUAGAGUUUGUUUUUAAAAAGUAGUAUUUAUAUUUUGCUUAUUUCCCCAUCUACUCAGUAGUUGCAGAUAGAAGCACUGCUGCAUGAUAUUCAGAUGUCAGUCACAGGCUGGCUAACCUGUUCCUACCGAGAUACUUUGAUUGCCUUCUGGGUCACAAAGGGAGAGAAUUUUUGUAAUUCUUUUCGGAAUGUAGUUAUGAUUGUAGACAUUUAAUGUGUAUUUAGAGGUCGACUGAAUCUAAUGACAACUUAAAUGUCUAUGGCAUGUCAUCAGUUAAAAUUAAAAAUUAAAUUACAGCUUUUAUGUAGCGCUACUUUCCUGCUUAUAGCUUGCUCAGAGCCUAUGGUCCAAUCUCAUUUGUGGGCCACUGGAAGAGGGUAUUCUGUGCUGCCAUUUAGGUGUUAGUGCAGGCUUGGAUAAUGUGAUGUUGUGUGAUGAUCUCUCAGUUUAUUAUUUCUUAGUGUUUGACUUUUGGCCGUGUGAGCAAGCCAAUGCCUGCCCCACCACCUUUCAACGAGAUAUUUAAACAGAACUUGUGUGUCCAGCACUUUGUAUUGGUUUUGUUACACUGGCUCAGCAUGAGCUCUGGAUAGACUCAGGAGCUGCUGGCACUGCCCAGACCUGACUAGAAUUGUGUUUGUCUGGGCUGUUUUAUUGAUGGCAUAAUGUUAACAUUUGUAAACUUGAUUUCAGAGACAUUCUGUAGAGAUAUGACAAGUUGUACCUGAUCAAUCUCUAGCAACUCUCUGAAACAUUUUGUUUUGUGUCUUGUAUUUUUUGUUCCAACUUUUUAUUUGUCCUUAUUUAUAUAAAUAUGUACCAACUCAAUAGUUUAUUUCUCUCUUUCAUCAACUGGUUUCAUCUAUUUAUUAAGUCUCAAACAUUGGUUCAUUUGUUUACUCGUGUUAAGACAAGGUUGAUGUUGUUUACACUGAUUGGGGAGGGGCCCUAGUGGCCUGAAGGGGGUGGUUGCCUUGUCCAGUCAAUCUAGUUUUUUUUUUAUUUAGUCCCCUCAGAUUCAUUGAUUCAACACAGAAAAACCUAACAUUCUGUAACCCCUUGCUCCUUACUUACAAAUCUUUGGGUAUCUUUCACCUUUUUAAGUUUUUCUAGGUUUUGUCUUGCUUAACGUUUUAGUUGUAAAUGUAUCAUUUUUUUCCCCCUCUGUGUUCAACUUGAUACAGCCAGUGGACAGAGAGUGUUGUCCCUUGUUUAUAAAGAAAGUGAAGGCUAAGUGUAUACAAUCAUCAAUGACAUGCAAUAAAAUACAUUAAAUGAAAUAAAUUAUAUUUAUGCAAUUUUUAAAAAUUAAAAUGAUAUCAAAUGGUUGAAACUAUUAAAAGGUCAUUUGAAAGAGCAA